UGCUUUAGCACCCACCAAUUGACUAUCACCUUCCAACUAACAAUUAGAAUGCGAAAUAAAAAAAGUCCUGAUUGAUGCAACCUGCUGGCAAUUAUUAUCCAAUUGUGGCUGGUGCUAGAUUUCCGUAUAUAUAGACGCUGUGAAUAGCACAGCUUUGCAGUGUUUGAAAAAAUUUGGAGAAAUAUAUUGCUUGACAUGGACACCGUAAAUAAGCCUAUUACAAUAGAAGAGUUCUUUGAAUUUCAGAAAUUUCAGCAAGUUCUUCAUUUUUUACACUUCAAAUUUUAUCGCAAUGAUGAGGGACGCAUAGUUAACAGAUCGGUAUUGGUUUUCUUCACGGGAUUUUCUUUGGACUUCUGGUUUUUUGCUGUAAACUGCUUUGAUAUUAUCCGGUCGCGGUAUCUAGGCGAGAUUUCCAAUCAAAAUCUGCCUGUCCUAAGUAUAUCGGUUUAUUAUACGAUACGAGGAAUCAUGUUGUAUAUGAAGCGACACGACAUUGUCGACUUCAUCAACGUGAUGGAUCGCGAAUUUCCAAAAGAUUUGGCUACACAAAAGGUGCUCCAAGUGCCGGACAUAUAUGAGCGGCAUGCCAAGCGCCAAAGAUAUGUCGGUUACUUUGCAUAUUGUGCACUUGGCGGCUUCUGCAUGGCACCGAUUAUUUUUUACAUACACGACUAUGACGGCCGGAGUGCGCCCAUCCAGCUGGACCAUCAGCUGCUUGGAGGUUGGCUACCUUUCAAUCUCAGGCAGAACCAUAACGUUUAUCCUUUGGUGUGGCUCUACGACGUCUACGCGAUGUUAGUCGGGGUCACCUACUUCACCACCUUCGACACGCUGUUCAGUGCGCUGCAGACGCAGCUGAUCAUGUAUCUGGGCGGCCUGCGUAGGCAGAUAGAGCAGCUCGAUUGCGCCGAGAGUGUGAAUCCCAUUAAUGAGCGACAGUUCUAUGAGCGCAUCAACGGUAUGAUACGCCGGCAACAGGAGAUCAAUUUGUUAUGCGAGAAGUUCAUUGACAUUUUUAAGCUUUCGAUUUUUAUAAGUGACCUGGUGGGCGCAACGUCUAUCUGUUUCCAUUUGUAUUUAAUGAGCGAAGCGGAUGAUAUGCUAACAGUUGGCAAAUACUUAUGCCCCACCAUGGCUUUGGUGAUCUUCACUUUUGAGUGCUGCCUGCGUGGCACACAGCUCGAGGAGGCGUCUGCUGGCUUGAAUGAGUCAUUGUAUAACCAAAACUGGUACGCUGGCAGCAAGAAGUAUCGCAGGCUGAUUGUGAUCUGGAUAAGAUAUACUCAGUGUACUCGAAAAUUAACUGCUUAUGGCUUGGUAGAAGUGAACAUGAUGCACUUCUCGGACAUUAUGCAACUUGCCUACAGACUGUUCACUUUUCUCAAGUCACGACAGUAGAUAUGCAGAGCAUAAGGUCUUAUCCUGGUCGCAAUCGACACUCAGUCAAAAAACGGAGUUAAUUUUUUGCAGAAUAUAUAGAAGAAAGAUAAACCACAAUUUGAUUAGCAGCGUUCAAUCUUAAGCACACAGUAAUCCUAGCUCUAAUAUAUGCCUAUAUCAAUUUAGUUU
Drosophila hydei is the source of this 1572-nucleotide messenger RNA. RefSeq names its product odorant receptor 88a (gene Or88a). The record is from RefSeq and is a predicted model, not a curated record. Bases 196 to 1401 code for a protein of 401 amino acids. Gene Ontology annotation, molecular function: olfactory receptor activity; odorant binding. The transcript has 3 exons. Gene Ontology annotation, cellular component: plasma membrane. Gene Ontology annotation, biological process: sensory perception of smell; detection of chemical stimulus involved in sensory perception of smell. NCBI's taxonomy places the organism in Eukaryota, Metazoa, Arthropoda, Insecta, Diptera, Drosophilidae.